UUCAUUCUUAAUGGAUGUUUGUAAGCACUCUUCGUACACCACUACUAAUACUGUUGCUGACAUUUUGCAAACAUUUGUUUACAUGCUACAUUUGGAAGUGCUCUAUUUUUGGACAUAAUGUACCUAAUUUCAGUUCUCCUGCAAGAUGCUGUUUGUUCCAAAUGGGACGCAACAUCUAGCGGAUGCUCCUUAAAAUUUCGACAUUUGUUAAAUAAACGUUAGUGAAAUUAGUAAGUAAACAUUUUAAGUGGUUAGGAAUCACUAAUCAAUUUCUAGUCCCAUUUUUCAGUUUUCUUUUUUGCUCGGUUUAGGGGGGCAUUCUUGGGUUAUGACACUUAUUUUCCAACCAGCACAGCUGCCUAGUGACUGCACAGUUAGUCAGUACCCACCCACGCCCAACUAGAAGCGUUUUCCAGGGAUUCUGCAGCCGGGCGUUCGGGGAGACUCUGGGGAAGGUGCCAGCGAGACCUCAGCCCUCUCCCGGGAGCGCCCGACACUCCCCUCUCCUGGGAUUCCAGCCCAGCCGUCCAGCUCACAUGACUUCAUCCAAGCAAGCUUGUCCCCUCGGACAGCAAAUUACUCAUAGCCUCUCUACCUUGCUGACUCCAAAUGCAGACGUUCCCAUCCCCCUCCAAAGGGAACUACAAAGUUAGGACCACCAACCGAAAGGGGGAAAAGGGGUCUCGCUCAACACAAACGCGACCCCUUUUCUUUCCCAGCCGUAUCACUCCUGGGAUUGUUAGUCGGCUUCCGCGCGCCUGGAGGACCCCGUCCCCCGCAGACUGCCAGCCAAGGCACAAGAAGAAAACGCAGGCAUUAUUGCCACUCUCCUGUAUGAUUAAUCAAAGGAGAAGUCGGGUGGAGGGGACGCUUUGGUUGGACCUGUUUUGGAGGGGCAGUUUCUGGGCAGGUUCUGGGCAGGCAGCGCUGAGGUCACCCCGAUUCCCGACAGGCUCCACGCGGGGGCCAUUCUGGGCUCCUUAGCCGUGGCCGCCGCUGUCGCUGCUGCCGCCGCCGCCGUUGUUGGGGGUUUGGUGAGACGGUAGCCUGUCGCGGACCCCGUAGGGUCCGUGUCAGUCGCUGUUUUUGCCUGAGGGGUCCUCCUUCCUCCGCCGCACCCUGACUCCCGUGGUGUCGACGGGGAGUCCCUGCGGACACCUCGGCACGCAGUGGAGAUGCCUCUCUUUGCCACUAAUCCCUUCGAUCAGGAUGUCGAGAAAGCAACUAGUGAGAUGAAUACUGCUGAAGAUUGGGGUCUCAUUUUGGAUAUUUGUGAUAAAGUCGGUCAGUCUCGCACUGGACCUAAAGAUUGUCUUCGGUCUAUUAUGAGGAGGGUGAACCAUAAAGAUCCUCAUGUUGCUAUGCAAGCUCUGACUCUUCUAGGAGCAUGUGUAUCAAACUGUGGCAAAAUUUUUCACUUAGAAGUAUGUUCAAGAGAUUUUGCUAGUGAAGUAAGCAACGUAUUAAACAAGGGUCAUCCUAAAGUGUGUGAAAAAUUAAAGGCCCUUAUGGUUGAAUGGACAGAUGAAUUUAAGAAUGAUCCACAGCUCAGUCUAAUAUCGGCAAUGAUUAAGAACCUUAAAGAACAAGGAGUUACGUUUCCAGCUAUUGGCUCUCAGGUAGCUGCAGAACAAGCAAAAGCAAGCCCAGCUCUGGUAGCCAAGGAUCCUGGUACUGUGACUAACAAAAAAGAAGAAGAAGAUUUAGCCAAAGCCAUUGAGCUGUCCCUGAAGGAACAAAAACAGCAGUCCACCACCCUUUCCACUUUGUAUCCAAGUACAUCCAACCUCUUAACUAACCACCAACACGAAGGCCGAAAAGUUCGUGCUAUAUAUGACUUUGAAGCUGCUGAAGAUAAUGAACUUACUUUUAAAGCUGGAGAAAUUAUUACUGUUCUUGAUGACAGUGAUCCCAACUGGUGGAAAGGUGAAACCCAUCAAGGCAUGGGGUUAUUUCCCUCUAAUUUUGUAACUGCAGAUCUCACUGCUGAACCAGAAAUGAUAAAAACGGAGAAGAAGACGGUACAAUUUAGUGAUGAUGUUCAGGUAGAAACAAUAGAGCCAGAGCCAGAGGAACAAGCCUUUAUUGAUGAAGACAAAAUGGACCAAUUGCUACAGAUGUUGCAAAGUACAGAUCCCAGUGAUGAUCAGCCAGAUCUUCCGGAGUUACUUCAUCUUGAAGCAAUGUGUCACCAGAUGGGACCUCUUAUUGAUGAAAAGCUGGAAGAUAUUGAUAGAAAACAUUCAGAACUCUCAGAACUUAAUGUUAAAGUGAUGGAGGCACUUUCAUUGUAUACCAAGUUAAUGAAUGAAGAUCCAAUGUAUUCCAUGUAUGCAAAAUUACAGAAUCAGCAGUAUUAUAUGCAGUCAUCUGGUGUUUCUGCCUCUCAGGUAUAUCCAGGGCCUCAAAGUGGUACUUACCUGCUUGCAGGGAAUGCCCAGAUGAGCCAUCUCCAGAGCUAUAGUCUUCCUCCAGAGCAAUUGUCUUCCCUCAGCCAAGGAGCAGUUCAACCCUCUGCAAACCCUGCCCUUCCUGCUCAGCAGACUCAGGCUUCUUAUCCUAGCUCAAUGGUCAGUUCUGUUCAAGGAAAUACAUAUCCCAGCCAGGCGUCAGUAUAUAGUCCUCCUCCUGCUGCUGCUCCUGCUGAUGUCACUAUAUACCAGAAUGCAGGAACUAAUAUGUCCCAUGUGCCAAACUAUAGUUUAACAUCAUCAGCACUGCCUCAACCAGGAGGCAGUCAACAGCCACCUCAGCCACAGCAACCAUAUUCUCAGAAGGCUCUGCUAUAGGAUUUGGGAUUCCUCUUUGAUCUGCUAAAUGCCGCUGACAAUGUUAGAGAUUCUUUUGAUAUCUUAAGGUUUGUUUAUCCUCAGCUUAUAGGAAUCUGUCGUGGUCAACAAGUUCAAAUAUUCAAGAUUAUGUUGUCAAGAAGGUAGAAUUCUCUUCAGUUUGCAUUGACUUUUCAGAGGUUCUCCAACCCCCCAUCUCUCCCAAAGGAAUGAAACUACUUACAACAUUUAAUUCUUUUCAUCAUAUGAAAGAAUUGAUAUAAGAUUAUUUGUCUCAUAAAAUUACCUGGUCUGCAAGAAGUCAAACUUAACAAAAAUUGUUGUGGCAAAUAUUAUGUACAUAUAUUGCUGUGUAACUUCAUUAGUGGCCAUUUUUGAAUCACAGUGGUGAUCAUGUGAAUAUAUUUAACACUGUUAAAUUAAUUUACAUUGCUAUUUUAUUUUAAUCAUGAACAACUACCAUGUUUCAUAAUGUUUUGUGUAAAUUUAAGGUAAUUACACUAUCCUUUUAAAGUGUAAGAGAACAAAGUUGUAGCAUAUUUACAUGAAAGUAUUAUAUUAGUGUUUUGGUUUUACAUUAAACUGAACUUUCCUUUUACUGAUUGUGAAUUAAACAUAUGUACAUUAUGUCUUUCUGUAGCCUCUGCAUACUACUAGCUGUCAUCACACCAGCAUACAGUAGCUAAAUUUUUGGUGCAGUUAUAACAAAUAAUGUUCCCUUUGAAACUUUUACAUUUUGGCAUGAUAUUUCAGAAUAUUGUGGGACCAUGACACAAAAUUAAGUUAGGAUCAUGUUCUUUAUAUCUUAUUUUUAAAGAAAUAAUGUUGAUUUACUUUUUCCUAGUUGAAGAUAGUAAUUAGGUUUAUAAACUGUAUACUGUGUUUAUUGGUGGCAGUGACACCAAAGAUAGAGGCAGUGGAUAGAAAUUUGUAAACUGGAAAGAAACCAUAAAUAACACUACAUUCUCAAAGUCUCUUGUAAUUAUUUAGGAUAUUAAAAAUUGAUUCAUUUGCCUUAUCUCACUACUAGUCUUUUAAAUAUGUCUUUAACGCAUUGUAUUCCUUAAUUCUUCAUUAAAAUGGAUAUUAGCAGAUGUUUCAAAGUAA
Myotis lucifugus (little brown bat) is the source of this 3896-nucleotide messenger RNA. It is a transcript of the gene STAM, whose product is annotated as signal transducing adaptor molecule. Gene Ontology annotation, molecular function: phosphatidylinositol binding; ubiquitin binding. The transcript has 14 exons. The record is from RefSeq and is a predicted model, not a curated record. Gene Ontology annotation, biological process: protein transport to vacuole involved in ubiquitin-dependent protein catabolic process via the multivesicular body sorting pathway. NCBI's taxonomy places the organism in Eukaryota, Metazoa, Chordata, Mammalia, Chiroptera, Vespertilionidae. Gene Ontology annotation, cellular component: ESCRT-0 complex. Bases 1176 to 2789 code for a protein of 537 amino acids.